Tetrapisispora phaffii CBS 4417 is the source of this 564-nucleotide messenger RNA. RefSeq names its product adenine phosphoribosyltransferase. The transcript has a single exon. The coding region runs from base 1 to 564 and encodes 187 amino acids. Gene Ontology annotation, cellular component: cytoplasm. Gene Ontology annotation, molecular function: adenine phosphoribosyltransferase activity; adenine binding; AMP binding. The record is from RefSeq and is a predicted model, not a curated record. NCBI's taxonomy places the organism in Eukaryota, Fungi, Ascomycota, Saccharomycetes, Saccharomycetales, Saccharomycetaceae. Gene Ontology annotation, biological process: adenine salvage; AMP salvage.
AUGCCAUUACAAGCUUAUGCUAACGAUUUAAAGGCAACUUUAAGACAAUACCCAAAUUUCCCAAGUGAAGGUAUCUUAUUUGAAGAUUUCUUACCUAUCUUCAGAGACCCAGUCACUUUCCAAAAAUUAGUAGAUGCUUUUAAGUUACAUUUACAAGAAGCCUUCCCAAACACUAAGGUUAACUACAUCGUUGGUUUAGAAUCCAGAGGUUUUUUAUUUGGCCCAACUUUAGCCUUAGCCUUAGGUGUUGGUUUUGUUCCAGUUAGAAAGGCUGGUAAGUUACCAGGUGAGUGUGUUCAAGCUACCUAUCAAAAGGAAUAUGGUUCUGAUGUCUUCGAAAUGCAAAAGGAUGCUAUUCCUCAAGGUAGUAAUGUCAUCAUCGUCGAUGAUAUUAUUGCUACUGGUGGUUCCGCAAAGGCUGCCGGUGAAUUAAUCGAAAAGAUUGGUUCAAAGGUUUUAGAAUAUAACUUUGUUAUGGAAUUAGAUUUCUUAAAGGGUAGAGAUCAAUUGAAUGCUCCAGUUUUCACUUUGCUAAGUGGCCAAGAAGAUAAACUACAAAACUAA